Messenger RNA from Grosmannia clavigera kw1407, 2706 nucleotides. RefSeq names its product carbohydrate-binding protein. NCBI's taxonomy places the organism in Eukaryota, Fungi, Ascomycota, Sordariomycetes, Ophiostomatales, Ophiostomataceae. The transcript is spliced from 3 exons. Bases 1 to 2706 code for a protein of 901 amino acids. The record is from RefSeq and is a predicted model, not a curated record.
AUGUUGCCCAAGAAUCUGAUUCAGCUGAUGGCUGCCGGCCUCGUGGCCAGCGCCUCGGCUGCUGCCGUCAACUCUGAUGCUGCCCUACGGGAGUUGCAGCAGCGCGAAGCCAACCGACCGCACCUCCAUUGGCUGCGUGCCGCGUCCGUGUCCAACACCAGCUCUUCGGCCAACCCGACUAGUGUCGAGAGCUCUUCUAUCGAGAGUUCGUCUACGCCGGCCACCAGCUCAGCGUCAACUUCGUCGGAGCUGACUUCAUCUGCUUCGUCCGCAAGUUCUACGCCUAUCUCUAUAGUCGCCAGCUCUACACCGACCUCGUCUGUUGCUUCAUCUUCGGUUGCAUCCUCAUCAGCUGCGUCAUCCUCGGUCUCAUCAUCCUCGGCUGCUUCGUCAGUUUCCAGCUCAGUUGCUUCGUCGAGUGCCAGCAGUUCUGCAGCCGCCAGCAGCUCCGCCCCCGUUAGCUCAACUGCCAGCAGCUCUGCCCCCAUCAGCUCGGCUUCUGCUAGCAGCUUAGUUACUGCUAGCAGCUCUGCACCUACCAGCUCUUCUGUCGCCAGCAACUCGACUAGCUCGUCUCCUGUCAGCUCUACUGCUAGCAGCUCUGCACCUGCCAGCUCUUCUAUCGCUAGCAACUCUACCAGCUCGGCUCCAGCUAUCUCUUCUGCCAGCUCUUCUGCCCUGGCCGUCAGCUCUGUUGCAAGCAACUCGACCAGCUCUUCUCCUGCCAGCUCUACUGCGGCAAUCUCGGUUCCCUUGAGCACUGCGCCUACCAGCUCCGUAGCCUCUAGCUCUGCUGCCGCCAGCUCAUCGGUUCCGUUUACAAACUCAACCAGCUCAACUCCCGUUAGCAGCUCUGCUCCGGUCAGCAGCUCUUCUACCAAUUCAACCAGCUCUGCUCCUGCUAGCUCUGCCCCAGUUAGCUCUCCUGCUUCUGCUAGCAGCGCUCCUAGCAACAGCACCAGCUCAGCUCCGGCCAGCUCUUCUGCUCCGAUAAGCAGCUCUCCUAGCAACUCUACGAGCUCUGCCCCGGCUACCAGCUCGGCACUGGCUAGCUCUUCUGCCCCGACCAGCAGUUCUCCCAGCAAUUCGACUGCCCCGGCUUCUACCGCCACUUCGGCUUCGCCGACAUCAUCUGGCAGUAUCCUCCCGACGAUUCCCCCCCACAUUGGCCACUACAGCUACAUCGGCUGCUUCGGCCCGUCUCAGGCACACCCGUUCGUCCAGAAGCACAGCGAUUCUGCCAUGACCCUCGACCUCUGCGUCGCUACCUGCGAUGGAGUUCCCUUUGUCGGCAUCUUUACCAACGACUGCUACUGCUUCAACUCAAACCUGGGCAACACCCGCUUUACCGACAGCCACUGUCUGACACCUUGCCCUGGCAACGCCCACGAAGGCUGCGGUGGCAUUCGCCCUAGUCUGAAGCGUCGUGACAGCCUGCCGACCGAGGACGUCCUCGUCGUCUAUGCCUAUGACAACAGCACCUCGUCGUCUGCUUCUGCUUCGUCCACGGCCUCCAGCGCUGCUUACAGCGUGUCUGGUGCUGUCUCGUCUUCUGGUGCCGCUGCUUCGAGCGUCUCUGGUGCUGCUUCUUCGAGCGUUUCGGGUGCUGUCUCUUCUAGCGUUGCUUCUUCUGGUCUGUACACCAACAGCACCUCGUCUGCUGCUGCUGGCUCUACUGCCACCGUCUUGGCUACGGUCUCCACUACUGCUUCCCUCACCGGUGCCGUUUCUGGUACUGCCACCUCAGCUGGUGCUGCCACUGCCGCUGUCGCCACUACCACCACCAUCGAGACCACCACAGUCACGGUCACCACCUGUGUCGGUGGCACGUCUACUGUCAUCGGAGGCGAGACUACCACAGUUGGCGGCUCAUCUACUGUCAUUGGUGGUGUGACGACCACAGUUGGUGGUACAUCGACUGUCAUUGGUGGUGAGACAACCACGGUUGGCGGUACAUCUACUGUCAUUGGCGGUGCGACCACCACCGUUGGUGGCCUGAGCACCGUCAUCACGGCCACAGCCACUGUCGUCCCGUCGACGACUGUGAUCGAUAUCAGCAUCUACUUCAUCUUUGUCGAGUGCACCGCCACGCCGACUGUCGAUGAGGUUGUCUACGUCAUCGAGGAGUGCGGCUGCAAGGGUGGUGUUUCUUACGUCGUCGCCGAUGUCACCGUCGCUAUCGCCAAGGGUCUGACUAUCUACCGCGCUGUUGCCUGUGACAGCACCACCGUCUCGACUGGUGUCACCGUCUACUCCGCACAGUCCUGCGACAGUUGCACGGGUGGUUACGUCUUUGUCAGCGCCGAGGUCGGCGCUUCGGCCUCGGCUUCCUCGUCUGAGACUGUCAUCGUAUCCUACCUAAAGAGCGGUAGCGGCUCCAGCUCCGAGGCUGGCUCGGGCUCCAGCACUGAGCCCAACACUGACACUGCUGCGGGUUCCAGCUCUGGUUCUAGCUCUGGCAGCUCGGCUGCUGGUGCUGGCGCCAUCGCUGGCUCCGGCUCCGGCUACAACUCUACGUCUGGCUACAACGCCAGCGUUGUGUAUGCAUCUGGAUCCGGAACUGCCACCCCUGUCGCAGUCGUGUCGUCCACUUCGGCGACGGCGGCUGUCUCGGCUACCUUGGUCGUUACCGCUGGCGCUUCCGUUGUGGCUACCAACUCGGGCGUCUUCUUUGCGUCUCUUGCUGCCCUCUUCUUGCUGCUGUAA